Messenger RNA from Durusdinium trenchii, 1627 nucleotides. The record is from the annotation of a GenBank genome assembly. NCBI's taxonomy places the organism in Eukaryota, Dinophyceae, Suessiales, Symbiodiniaceae.
GAUGCUGGUGUACAACAACAACAACUUGAGGAAGGUGAAACACAGACCCCCGUCAACUUUGAUGGGUAUGAAGAGCUGGAGGAGUCGGAGGGGGCGCAGGUUGAGAAUGCUGGUCAAAACAGGGCCAGUGACCAAGACGCUGUUGGCCCAGCCGACGUUGAUUUGCUUUCUGCCAGCUAUCUUGACAGCUUGUUUACUGAAGACUUCCCCACGCCCAUGGAUGUGGACCAUGAGCCCAAAGAAAGUGAGGCCGUCGCGACUGAAGGUACUGAAGAGAUUGCUGAAGCGCAAGGUCCUUUUCCUGGGUGUGGUGACCGUGAAUCUUUGGACAUGGUGUUGGCAAAGGCUGCAGCGCCAAAGGGCCCUCAUCUUCUGUCUGAUUGGGACAAUUCCAGGCCUCCGACCAUCAACAUUGAGGACAGCCCAAGCGAGAGCAAGUCUGCCUCCCAUGACUUCGCUGCGGCGGCGGUGUCUGGGACAGCCUUUGAGAAGUACGAUCGGCUCCAGAAGCUUCUUGAGACAAUGAAAGGUCGCAUCAAAGAGCUCGAGGCUGCUUCUGCUGCAAAGCCUUCAGGAUGUGACGUGGUUGGCCCCUCAAACUGUGGAGCUUCCUCUUGCGAUGUGGCAGCCACUUCUGAGCCCAGGUUUGAGCGCACUGGCUCAAGCGUUGACAUCGGUGAAACACUGCUUCAAUGUGAUGUGGCAGACACGCAAGCAGCGUUCAACAUUUUUCUCGAUGAGACCUUGCCUCUUGAUGUCUCAGAAGAGGUUCCCAAGUUGCAUCGCACCAGCGCUCCGCCGGCCAGGUCUCAAGAUGUUGAGCCUUCACAGCGGGAUGUCAACAUGGACAACAAUGAUGAGCAGGAGAUUGCGCCCGUCAACUUGGACUCUGCUUUCAAAGCUGCUUCCUCAGAGCCCGAGCAGGCUGCUGAGCCGACCAUGGAUGCUUUGGAACCUAUCCACCGCAAGUGUGAGGAUCCACCUGUUGAACCUGUCGGAGAGGACCUGCCCAAGAAUGAUGGCGGUGGCGGCGAACCUCCGGCCGAGCAAGCCUCCAAAGUUGGUGUGCAGCCGGAGGCUGAUGCACUGCAGCCUGAUGGUGCUGACAAGGCCAAGCAACCACGGAGGCCGAGGAAGACCAAAGCGGCAGCAAACAAUGAGGAUGUGAAUGCCCCAGAGCCACGGCCUCCAAAGGCCAAGACAGCUCGAAUUGCUGAGAAGGAGAAGGACAAGACUGAUGGGCUUCCCGCAGAUGUCAAGAAAGCCGAUGAUGAGGGAAAGAUUCCCAACACCUUUGGGGGCCGAGCCCGCCCAGAGGGGGGAUGGGCAUUCGAGAAAUAUGCCAGGACCACGAUGGCCUUCGAGGAGAGCAUUCAGCCAAGCUUGCCAAAGGGUGCCAAGAACAAAGCCCAGAUCCUGUUCUGCGGCAUGGUCACGGCGGAGAAGAAAGCCAGCAAGUCCAGGGACCCUUCCGAUUUCUCCUACAUUGUGGCCGCCACAGAGAAGUUCUUUGCUGAAUGGAAGAAAGUGGAGACACCGCCCAAGGAGAAGCCUGGACGGAGGGCAAAACCUGAUCCUCUGGCUCCUUCUGAGACCGUGCAGAAUGCUGAGAUGAAGGAAGCCUCUG